AUUAUCAUUAUUGAUUGAAACCUAUUUAGAUGUCUCUUAUGCUUGUACUACUAAAUCGGAACUUUAGACUGAAAACUUCUAGGAACUGUUAUUACACAAUUACAUGUUAGGUUCUAUAACAAUGUUGGGGUCUUCCAUCCUGGUUUAUUAUGUCCAAGUAAACAAUAAAAUCACAGUUUGGGUUUUUAGGCCAUUGAUUCUUUAAGUUCCUUAUGGGAAGCAUAUUCUGGAAAGAAGGGAUAUUUUGGCAUAGAGAAAAGCUCUAAAUAUUUAAGAAGCACUGGGAACAGAGAGGUAUUUUCGGAAUGAAAAUUAGAGUAGAUGAAGUUAAGACUCCUCUCCUGUAACAAUCAGUAUGAAAUCUGAGACAUUGAUGCUAUAUUCUGAGGAAAACUUAAUAUGAAGUUAAAAUCAAGUAGAUUAGACAGUGACAGUGAUAUAAUGAUGAAUAAAUAAAUGAUGCAUGAUUUAGGUCUUAAUCAUGUCAGAGAAUGCUGACUGAAUGUCAUACUGUAGGGUUAAAGGUGGGAUGUAAAUGUGAUUACUUUGGAGAGGUGAAAAAGAGAAUGAUGAUUUGAAGCAAUGAAUUGUGGGAUCCUGCUAAAUAUAUUUCAAAGUUAUCAGAUGGAGAUUAGGAUUUCUAUAUAAGCUCUCAUUAACAGAAGAUCCCAAGUGAAUGAAUGAUGAAAAUGAAAAAUGGAAACUGAUUUGAACGGUUAAAAAAAUAAUACUAAUAAUCCACUUUUGUUAUGUAUCUAAUGGGUUACCAAUACAUAUGAUAUCUUUUUUGGUGGGUGAAACCAGGAAGGGUGACAGUGGAAGUUAGGUUUGUAGAAUGCUUAUCUUGUCUUAGUGAUAUUAUUUUAUGAAAUUAAUGGUGUUUUGUUGGAUGGUUCACUAAGGCCUGUCAGCUUUUAGAGAAGGGAUAGAGGUCCCAAAUCUUUAGUGGAAAGAAGCUCAUGCUAGGACUAGAAAUAAAGAAAGAGCUAAUUGCUUGUAUCAGAUUUUGUCUUCU
Molecule: messenger RNA, 1015 nt
Organism: Rubroshorea leprosula
Lineage: Eukaryota; Viridiplantae; Streptophyta; Magnoliopsida; Malvales; Dipterocarpaceae
Source: the annotation of a GenBank genome assembly